AUGGUGGGUGCACAAGCUUCCGUCCCUUCAAUUGAAAAGACCAAGGGACACCUAGACGUGGAAAGUGUUUUUAAUGAGGAUCAGAUAUUUUCAAAGUAUACAAACAUUCAAAAAACAUCGCCCCUCUUGGCAAGUAAGUAUUCCAACAGCUCUACUUCCUUAAUGGACCCGCCGAUGUUAACAGGUGCUCAUCAAUAUUUGUAUGAGGAACAUUUCAAUAAGAUAUUUAUUUGUAAGCCAAAAGAGCCAAGCAUAUCCUGUGGCUUUAGGCCAACUUUUUCGGUCACCCCAAGCCCAGAAAGCCCUCCAAACUCGCCGAAACACGAUUCCUUUCGGAAAGAAGACCCAUUAGUGACCCCUUCCGCUGAAGCUUCCGUUUUCUCUUUAGACCAGACAUGUCCUCAUUCUGGGCUGUUUGAAACAAUCUCCAACCCUUCACAGAUAUCAAAGUGCCCCUCUCUAACGCUUCGGACACGAAGCAUGGACUAUCCAAGUGUUAUCGCUCGUCGAAAAAGUACCAUCAAUGCUGCUUGCGAGGAGCUCCGCGAGCUUCUAGAGUUGCCAAAAACUACGUCCAAAAUCGAUACCCUGCAACACGUUAUCCAACUAAUUGCCGCCCAUAAGAAGAGAAAAACCCGAUCAGACACCGAAUAG
This is a messenger RNA of Mitosporidium daphniae, 654 nucleotides long. RefSeq lists its product as uncharacterized. The transcript has a single exon. The record is from RefSeq and is a predicted model, not a curated record. The coding region runs from base 1 to 654 and encodes 217 amino acids. Lineage: Eukaryota; Fungi; Microsporidia. Gene Ontology annotation, molecular function: protein dimerization activity.